GGUUAGCGACAGCUAACUGAUGUCAACCGUUGCAUUGUAAAGAUCCAAAGUGCAAAUAUUAAUGUGAGUGAUGAGGCAAUGAUCGUGUUGCUAUUCACUAUUUAUUUUCCAGUGCAGUGUGUCAGUGUGUCAGAGUAUUAGUUCUAACAAAUGUGCAUGUGGCCCUGCAUCUGGACUCUCUUAAUACGGUUUAAUCCCUUUUUGUCAGUCGGCCAGGCUUUUUCCUCGCGCCAACACAUAUAUGGUCUAUCAUUUGUCUUCAAACAGAGAAAAGAAGCGUCCAACAGUAUCUUCAUCAUAUUUCAUAUUAUUCUGGUUACUUGAACACCUCUGGAAUAAUGCCGUUCGCAAACUUUUUUGUAUUCAAGGAGGAUUCAACGCUGGAAUAAGUCUUUUAUCAUUUACUGAGCACAACCUGGAUGACCCGAGCAACCGAGAUCUGAGCUGUUCUGACACGCUGAAGACUGAGCUCUGUCUGCUUUCUCACAAGACCAUGAUGGAUCCAUUAACUCACCCAAAGCGACCAAUAACUCGCUCCUGCAGUUUCGGAGACGCCACGUCUACGAGUGCCACUUUAGAUGUUUUGACACAGACUGCAGACCGAUGCCAGGAAGGAAAGAGGUUGCCUCUGCAGCGACGCAUAACUGUUGCUUCAUAUAUGCCUCAUUCUACGGAUCAGAAUGGAAACUUCCCUGACAAGGAUGUAGACAGGCAAGCGGUGAAAUCUCUCAGCGAGUUGAACACAGAAGGAGUCUGCCAGUGGUUUACCAGCAUUGGACUAGAAAAAUGUCUGCCUUUCAUCAAAGAGGCAAAACUAUGCGGAGCGGACAUAGCUUCUGUGGACGCAAACACGCUGGACACUCUCCAUAUCAUCACGUUGGAAGACAGGGAGCUUUUACUGUCAGCCAUUUACAAUGAGCUCCACCCUCCCAGCACCAUCACCCAGACACUCGACUCUUUGCUCGAGUCCGUAGGGCCCAAUAAUGUGGAGACAUUCACAGCAACAUUGUUGUCAAUGACAAAGUCCAAGUCCUCUCCUCACGUGAGCUGCUUGAGCCGGCGCUCCCUCAAACUCAGAAACUCCAACCAAAACCUCACGACACAGAGGACUCCUCAGAUGAUAGAAAUUACUAUCAAUGCAUUGGAGCAGAUUGUUCAUCUCAGAACCCCAAAGGAAACAACAGUGGGGAAAAUUAUGGACUCCUGUGUUAAAAUGUUGGGAACAACUGACGAUAAGAGCCUAUUCACUCUGAAAGAAAAGCAAGAUUCCCCAGAGGAGCUCUCUCCGGAUGAACAGAUAGGGACUAUUUUGACAGGAACACCAGAAAACCGGCAGCUGGAGCUGCACCUCUGUAAAAUGGAUAAACCAAUAAGUUCUCCUUCUCAAAGAAGUCCAGAAGACCAGCGCUCCAUCGAAAAUGGUAACAUCAACAAAAAUAUCCAGGUGAACCACCCAACUAAAGAAGAGAGGAUCAGGGAACUGAACCAACAGGUGGAAUCGCUACAGAGUGUCGUCCUUCAGGUCCAGGAGCUCCAUCACAACCUGGUAGCAUUUUGUUCCGAGUUAAAGAACAUGGAUGCAGAUGUGAAUUUGGACAGGCUUGGUUCUGCUGAGCUGAAACAGAGGCUGGAGAUGGUAAACAGGCGACUGAACGACAAGAAGCAAAGCCUGCAGACCCUCAGAGACAACAUUAACAACUCCACUGCUCACAAGAAGAAACAGUUGGAGGUUCGACUCUUGGAAAAGAUGAAGCUGAACUGCUCAGUGUUCAAGGAGGAAAUUUCCAUUGUGCAUCUCAACCGACAGGUGGCUCAGGUCCAAGAUGCUUUGAAAGAAAGCUACAUUAAGGAGGAAGCUCCAAAAGAGACUCCAGUUAUUGGCAGCCUGAGCCAGCUGGUGUCGCCGCGGUCUCCAGCCAUGCUGAUGGUGGUUCAGGAGAACCAAAGUCCUGACGGUCAUUAUGGCUUCACAUGUCAUCACAGAGAUGGCGGUGGACUGGUGGUGGUCACGGCGGACAAUUCUCAGCUCCAUGUGCAUGACAGACUGGUGGAGGUGAACAGCGUUCCGGUGGUCAACUCAACACUCGAGGAGCUGACCAACCUCCUCCUGCAGGGACCUUGCGCUGAAAUUGUUGUCCUUCGCCAACCCCCACCCACCCUGGGCACGUUGCCGUUCCUGCAGCACAUGGUCAGUCCUGAACCUGUGCAAGCAGUCUGUCCAGAAAGGGAUGUAGUAACCAUGGAAACCCCUCCACAGCGCAAAGUGAUGGCCAUAUGAAUAUAGGAAGAAGAGACAUGAAGGGUGUCGUUGAUAACCAAAUGUUGUUCAAAUGUUGUCUUCUGUUAGGUGGUUAGUUACCGAUCCAUGUGCAUCUGAUUAGUUAGGAAACCAUGUAGUAUGUCUAAUUCUUUUUUUUUACAUGCCAUGUUUGUAAUGUAUCAUCCAAUAUCUGCAGCAUAUUUACAGAACAAUGGCAAUGAAAAACAAACAACAAAGACAGCCCUCAUUUCUUUGGACCCCUACCUGUCUUCCCCUACCUGGGAAGAGAAUGGAAACUAAAAUAAGGAAGCCCAGAGCCUGGAAGAGCUUUGCUACGCUGUUUAUGCUAUGAGCAUUGUGGGUGCAACAAUGUGAGACUGAUGAGCGAUCUACCUGUUUCACCUUUUUUUCUUUCUUUUCUUUUUUUUUUUUUUUUUUUAAAUCGGAGAUAAAACUGCCGUCUCAACAAGUCUGACGUAAUGCGAUGACACAUCAAAAAGCUUUGUUUUUCCUGCUUGGUACUUUUCUCUCUACAGAUUAGACACAAAUGUGACCUUGAACAGUGUUAAAAGCCAAACAUAUACAUAGAAAAGAGUCAUGUUUCCCCUUUGUAGGUUGUAAUGUAAUCCAUUGUGUUGUAGGAAUAAACCCC
Messenger RNA from Cololabis saira (Pacific saury), 2912 nucleotides. RefSeq lists its product as uncharacterized. The coding region runs from base 242 to 2278 and encodes 678 amino acids. The transcript has 16 exons. Gene Ontology annotation, molecular function: protein binding. Lineage: Eukaryota; Metazoa; Chordata; Actinopteri; Beloniformes; Belonidae. The record is from RefSeq and is a predicted model, not a curated record.